CGCGUUGUGACCUCAGUGUGUAUGGACGUGUGCGGAGUGAUGCACGCAACGGAGUACUGUGAAUGAAAUUUUUGUGACAUACUUAUCAAGAUGCGCAGAAUACAGUGUGCAGUAGCAAGUUAUCCUAUAUUUGCUGUGAAGUAUUGCUGGCUUGCAGUUACACAUUGGUACACCAGGAAAGGCAGACAUCAGCAUAAGAAAUGGCUCAUUGCCAUGAAGACUAACAAGAAAGGUAGUCAUGCAGUUUCUACAUAUAGGACCUAUCAUACUACAUUUUGCUGCACAUUCCUGAGGGAUAUGCAUGUGUCUUUAGCUUCUGGGAUACUUAUUGCACAAGUUAGAAGGUUUUCUAUGUUUUCUUAUUGUCUGUGUUCUACAUAUGGGAUUUUAAUCACAUGGGUCCUUCUCAAGGUCAGUUUGCUGUUGUUUAUAGCAACAAAGGAGAUAUGUAUGAAUAGGAUGAUGAUACAUCAAAGCAAGAGUAAAGAUACAUCAAAUGCUAAUGUUUCAUGUUUUCAAAUAGUUGCAUCAUAAGUCAACAUUUCUAUUGUUCUCAUAAUUAUUUUCACCACACAUUUUCUAUUCUUAUGGGACAGUUGUCUUCUUUGAAGGAUUUUUAAUUGUUCAUAAUUUACACUUUCCUCUAUACCAUCAUCGUAAGGCAUCACAUAUAAGAAUAUGUUCCAGAUUUCAGAUUAACAUAAUGGUAUUUAAGCCCAUAUCGUACCCGAACAAAAAUUGGUAUAAAAAUAUUUUUAAGGUUUUCCCAAAUUCAUAACCACUAGUACUGUGAAUAUUAUAUAUAUAUAUAUAUAUAUAUAUAUAUAUAUAUAUAUCCACAC
Molecule: messenger RNA, 842 nt
Organism: Penaeus chinensis
Lineage: Eukaryota; Metazoa; Arthropoda; Malacostraca; Decapoda; Penaeidae
Exons: 2
Coding region: 91-534 (147 amino acids)
Source: RefSeq, a predicted model, not a curated record